UGUGGAUAGAGUGUCUUGCGAUGAGAAAUGUGAUCCUCACCACAGAGAUCGAUAACUAGGUUGUGACACAACUGUUCUUGUGGCUCACCGCAGGGUUCCGUCACCAUAGACAUCAGAGAGACUGUUCUUGACUUUCCUGUUUUGCACAAUUAUAUCAAACCAGGCAAGAUAACCACCUUCACUCUUAUUUAUCUGUCAAGCAGGCACAGCAGAUUCACCCGGCAAAACAGACCGAUCUCACCAACUGCACGCCAUGGCAUCCCGGUCACAGUACAUCCCAGCAAACGUCAAGGGCCAUCGGCACUUCAGCUAUGGAGGAGAUAUCAUUCCUGAGAAUGUUUCUAUAACAGAGUAUUAUGAUCUGACUUCUCUCAAGAAGAGCAAGCUUCGGCGUAAUGAUGAGCUUGUUCCCAAACCUCCGGAAAUUGAUGUCACUGAGAAGGUGAUAAGGGUUCCUGUUCCGAGGGAACAUCCGUACGCUUCCCACAUCCCUCGCUGUGCCGUGUUCCCUUACUCCCGCUCCUCUGACAACGCCAGUCACAAUGCAGUCACGCUGCGCAAUAAGACGAUUGGUACUUCUUGCCGCCAAGAGGUACUGAUGAAACACACAGAGCCUAUGGUCUGGCCAGGACAGCAGGGUUUCUAUGAUUAUCCAAAGCAGAUGACAGGUGCAAGGCAGGUAUUCUAUCCUGCUCCCCCAAAGAUAAUGUGCCCUAACCCUUCUCUGAGUGCCAGAGAGACUGCACUGUCUGCACAGAACUUUCACAUGUUCCAAAACUGGGAGAAGAGCGUAUAUCAUACCACCUACCAGAGGGGAUACCCAGGAAUUGAACCCUUGCCCUUUGAUGAAAAGACCACAGACAUUAUCACGAAGGAUGGAACUCCCAGAACAGAGAAGCAGCUCCCCCACGUAGCCUCAGGGCGUGUCACAGAGAUGGGACCUGGCCUGAGCUUGAGUGAGCUGCAGAGCUCCUACAGUAAGAGUGACGCCCUCCGUGACUUCCACAAGUCCACUAAUGAAGCCAUGGUGGACCUGCGGGACCACAUGCGCACGGGGAAACGAUUCCACUUCCAAGGAAUGUGCUCCCACUAUUUCCGUAAUACCACUGCUGUACCGUUGCCUGUUGCCUGAGCAUAUAUUACCAGAAGCCUCCUUCAGCCCCUCCACAUCAAAUAAGAGCAAAUAAAAAUAAAAUGUGUUUGAAAGUU
Molecule: messenger RNA, 1209 nt
Organism: Anguilla rostrata (American eel)
Lineage: Eukaryota; Metazoa; Chordata; Actinopteri; Anguilliformes; Anguillidae
Product: sperm-associated microtubule inner protein 4
Exons: 9
Coding region: 254-1132 (292 amino acids)
Cellular component (GO): centrosome
Source: RefSeq, a predicted model, not a curated record